Messenger RNA from Ipomoea nil (Japanese morning glory), 1223 nucleotides. RefSeq names its product probable carboxylesterase 18. Lineage: Eukaryota; Viridiplantae; Streptophyta; Magnoliopsida; Solanales; Convolvulaceae. The record is from RefSeq and is a predicted model, not a curated record. Gene Ontology annotation, molecular function: hydrolase activity. The transcript is spliced from 2 exons. Bases 50 to 1054 code for a protein of 334 amino acids.
AUUUAAGUAUGUACCGAUUAUUAGAAGAAUUAUCAAUAUUACCAAUAUUAUGGCGGAUAUUGGGCCCACGAAGAAACACCCCAAGCUUCCAUGCUCCACGAAGCUCCUUAUCUCCGCCAGUUCUCUCGCGACGUCUAUCUGUUUCCGCUCCGACGGUACCGUCAACCGCCGUCUCCUCCGUCUGCUCUGCCAGAGAGUGUCCGCUCCGAUCACCACCGUCGUCGAUGGAACCCCCGUGUCCUCCUCCGACGUCCAAGUGGAAGCUUCUAGAGACGUCUGGUUUCGCCUCUUUGUUCCCGUCGUUGACAAAGACGAGGAGGAGCAACAAUCGUUGCCCCUGAUUGUGUACUUCCACGGCGGCGGAUUCAUCUCUCUCAGCCCGGAUUUUAAGUAUUUUCACAAUUUGUGCUGCCGUUUUGCCGCCACCGUCCCCGCCGUCGUCGCCUCCGUGAACUACCGCCUCGCGCCGGAGCACCGGUACCCCUGCGCGUACGACGACUGUUUCGACGCCUUGAAGUUCAUCGACGCCAAAAACUACGCCGUUUUCCCGCCCAUCACCGACUUCACGAGAUGCUUCCUCGCCGGAGACAGCGCCGGAGGAAACAUAGCGCACCACAUAACCGUGAGAGCACUGAACAGCGUCACCGACUUCGAGAGGCUGAACCUAGCCGGACAGCUGUCACUCCAGCCGUUCUUCGGCGGAGAAGAGCGGACGGAGUCGGAGCUCCGGCUGAGGAAAGCUCCGGUGCUUACUCUGGAAGAUACGGACAGGAUGUGGAGGACGUUUUUGCCGGACGGCACGAACAGGGACCACGCGGCGGCGCACGUGUUCGAGGAGGAGUUGCCGGAGAAGUUUCCGAGGACGCUGUUGAUCGUCGGAGGGUUUGAUCUGUUGCAGGAUUGGCAGCGGAAGUACUGCGAGAGGCUGAGGAAGUUUGGAGUGGAAGUGAAAGUGGUUGAGUAUCCAAACGGCAUACAUGGGUUUUAUAGCUUCGCUGAGUUGCCUGAAUCUGCUAUGCUCCUUAAGGAAAUCAAAGACUUCAUGCAAACCUAAGCCCUCCCUCAAUGAUCCAUUCAAUAAAACAGGUAAUAUGAUUGAUUGAUUAUUAUCACUACAUUAAUAAUAAUCAAUCAAUCAUAAAAUGUUGUGUCAAAUGAAUUUUAUACCAUCUAAAUACCUUUAAUAAAAUUAUUCUUAUGAAACUUUCAUAUUUGUAACUCAA